GCCCUGCAGGUUAGCCAGUGUGAUUGCUCGGCGUUCCGCUAGGCAUGCCUGUCGGUGUAGGGGCGUUCCUAAUAGCUUGAUAUUUGCGGGACGCAGCGCUGCAGGUAUUACAUGCUCGGUACCAAAGCAUGAGUAUGGCUAGUGCCAUAGUCAUAUCGGAUGAAUCUGAUUCGGGUACCAAGGCGGAUAUCUCUCUAAUACGGUGGCAUCGGGCGCGGCGGAAAAUACCGGGGCAUAUAUUGGGUGAAGACUCUUCCACACCAAAGAUUAAGAGAUGUCACCAGGACAUCAUCAUCGAUUUGACAGAAAAUAACUAUAACUAUAACAUGGAAAACAUAUCCGGAUCAGACAAUGAGGUCAUCGACUUGACGGAGGACAUAAAUGAAACCUUUAUAAAAACUUCUCCUGUCAGUUCUGAGUGGAACUAUGGCAGCUCUGACUCAGAUUCAGAGCUGAUGAGUGCAGAAGAGUUAUGCUGCUCGGAUCAGAAACUCAUUAAGUAUCUAACAACAGAUGAUGACUGCUCAGUUACUGGACACAACUCAGUUUCAAGUGGCAGCACCCGUGUUAAUAGUGACAUAGACUCCUUGGAUAGUUUGACAAGUCCCUUGGUAGGGCAAAGCAACUCUCCUGGAAGAAGUAAAGAUGAAUACUGUAAACCAAGUGAAAGCAAUACCGUUAAACUUAAUUUGGAAGUACCUGCAUUGCACUCUUUCAUUUCAACUUUAAACAAAACACCACAAUCAGACUUUUCCACAAAAUGUUCUGCAGCAGCUUUUCAGAUAUAUCCUUCAGAUAACUCAAAUUCCUUAUUAUUAUCUCCUAUCAAUACACAACAAGCUGACUUGGUCUCCAAAGAGGAGCCAUCUUUCAACAAGGCUUCACUGUACAAACUGAGAUGCUAUAGGAAUCCCCCUGUACAUCACUUAUUUUUCCACAGACUGAAACAGAAUGAAGAAACCAGAAAGAAGCUGAAAAUAACACCACAGCAAAUCCCUUCACGUCGUAUGAAUUUUGUGGAAUCUACUAUGGAAGAGAACUUUCCACAGGGCACACUGCACUUUCUCAAUGAAUUUGUAUCCAUUCAUCAUUAUCCAAAAAUCUCAGUUCUUCGCCACGUUGUCUCAGACUUCUUGCUUGGGUCAGAGGAAUCAGGCAUCAGGAAUGACGCUUACACUUUUCUUAUGAAAGUGCAGAGGCUACACCCAGCUAACCAACAUACAGUACCCUGGGACUGGGAAUCACUUAGUAAAGCCAUGGAAAACAAGGAGCAGCCAGUGCUGUGCCUAUUUCUUCAGUAUGUGGUUCAGACACUAGAAGAUGAUUUUCAGCUCUGUGUACACCGACGGAAUCUGCAUACUUGCUUAUCUAAAGUAAUGAUUUCUUGUGAUACGAAGUUCUCUAACAUCAGACAUGUAAUUAAUUGGCUGAUAAAAACAAUGAAUGACUCUUCUCAUAUUACUCCAGAAAUGGAAGAUAGUGCUGGGUGUGAUAACCAAAGGAUUAUGUGCCUUUUGCAGCGUAUGCUCUCCAUUGCUGUGGAAGUGGACUUGUCACCCUCUUGCUCUUCAUCUCGGAUUGCAGAUUCUGUAUUUCCUGAUGUGAUCUGCUUAACCAGCCGCCAUGAAAGGGAGAUGUUUUUAAGCAGUAUAGAGAGUGCCCUCUUACGAGCCAAAGUUAUCGAAGUGAUCCUUCAGCACAGCUGCCCGGAGAGAAAAGACCUUUCACUGUCUGUAGCAAAGAUCUUGUACUUCCUUGUGAAUUCCAAACUUCUCUUAGGAAAGCAGUUACGUUGUCUUUCUAAGGACCUGGAAAGUGAGUGGCAGAGAUGGGAUGAAUUACUUCAUUUCCUGAUUUUGCUGUUUCUUAGUUACCAGCAAAUAAAAUCAGAGAAUUUACUGAUCCGAAUAACAGACCGAAUUGAUAAAAUUGCACAUGUACAACAGGCUGUGAAUUCAGAUGAUGACAUCACUGAAAAAGAGAUUGACUCUCACCUGGACACUUUUAAAAAGCGCACAAAUCUUGAGACUGAUAUACCAUCAGCACUUACAGAGAGACUUCAUAUGCUGCGCAUCUUACUUUGUACAGCUGUUCAUCAAAAGACUUAAAGCAAAGAAGAAAUUUGGCUAUAACACUAAAUGUAAAGUGCUGAAACAAGCUACAUGGAGAGACCAAGUUCCAAUGAGUCUUACUCUUAAUUUGAGAGCAUAUUACACAUGGAGUAAUUUUGGGCACUUUAGUGCCAAAGAUUUUUAGCUUAUUCAGGUGUAGCACCAAAAGUUGCACUUUUAUUUGCUUGCAGGAGCAGGUAAUUGGAGUAAUAUCGCACCUGCCUCUGAGCUAGUAGAAACAGUAGAUGAUAAAUGGUUUGUCAUUGCCCUAAGAAGCACACUUCAUACUGGCUCAUGUAGGUAAAAUACCACUAUGUAUAAAGGCAAGCCUAUCUAGGAUAGUAGUUUGUAUUUUAUGUAUUUUUUUUUAAAGGAACGUGUAGUUAUGCACCUUAUACAGAUUUAUAACGCAAGGCAUUCAUUUUUUAAAUCAUUUCUAUACUUACAGUGCAGCUUACCAUUUUGUGAAGCACUUUAUACAUUUAAACAAGAUUUUUUUGUAGUAUCAUUUGCUAUAUUUGUAUUUCUAUGUGUAUAUUACACAUUUGUCUGUA
Molecule: messenger RNA, 2665 nt
Organism: Xenopus tropicalis (tropical clawed frog)
Lineage: Eukaryota; Metazoa; Chordata; Amphibia; Anura; Pipidae
Gene: simc1
Product: SUMO interacting motifs containing 1
Exons: 10
Coding region: 129-2108 (659 amino acids)
Source: RefSeq, a predicted model, not a curated record